AUGAUAUUUUUUGUAUGGUCGCUCGUGUUGUCAGCUGUGCAAUUUGCACGACGUCAACGUUUGCUAUCAGUACUGAACGAAUAUUUCAUUUCGAAUCAUGCGACUAAUUCUGUUCUUAUCUGCCAACCAGUUCAGUUUUUGUCAUGCUUUUCGGCAAAUAUUGAAAGUCACGAAACUUCAAAUUGUAAUUUGGAUACGUUGAGGAAAGCAAAUAGUGAGCCAUGUCUUCCAGAUGCAUCCAUUCCUACUCUUAUUUAUCGUACGGAAGAAGUGGAAUUUCUUGUAAAAUCUAGUGCUGUAAGAGACAACAAAAAAUGGUUCCGAUAA
Messenger RNA from Thelazia callipaeda (thelaziosis nematode), 327 nucleotides. The record is from the annotation of a GenBank genome assembly. NCBI's taxonomy places the organism in Eukaryota, Metazoa, Nematoda, Chromadorea, Rhabditida, Thelaziidae.